AUGGCUGAACCACAAGCUAUGUAUGCCACGGACGAGUAUGGGCGUCCCUUCAUCAUUCUGCGAGAACAGGCGAAGAAGACUCGCAGUCAUGGUGUAGAGGCAAUCAAAUCGCACAUUCUCGCCGCCCGGACUGUCGCAAACAUCAUUCGCACAUCCCUCGGCCCGCGAGGGCUCGACAAGAUCCUCAUCUCCCCGGAUGGCGAUAUCACGGUGACUAACGAUGGCGCUACCAUCCUCAGUCAGAUGGAAGUCGACCACCAGAUCGCAAAGCUGCUCGUGCAAUUGUCCAAGAGCCAGGACGAUGAGAUCGGGGAUGGUACUACGGGUGUCGUUGUCCUCGCUGGUGCACUUCUGGAGCAGAGUGAAGCGCUGCUCGACCGCGGCAUCCAUCCGAUCCGAAUAGCAGAUGGCUUCGACCGCGCAUGUGUUGUUGCAGUAGAGCACCUGGACAAAAUCUCUGACAAAGUAGAGUUCACACUCUCUGACACCUCCAACCUCGUCAAAACGGCCAAGACCAGUCUUGGAAGCAAAAUGUCAUGUUCGAUGGAGCAUGACAAGUUCGCAGAGAUCGCGGUAGACGCUGUCCUUGCAGUAGCGGACUUCGAGCGCAAGGACGUGCCUUUCGACCUCAUCAAGGUGGAUGGCAAGGGACGCGAAAAUGCGAUCCUCACCUGUCCGUUCGAGCCUCCCCGCCCGAAGACGAAACACAAGCUCGACAUUACUAGCGUAGACGAGUACAAGCGGCUGAGAGAGUACGAGCAGGACAAGUUCCAGAGCAUGAUCAAGCAGGUGAAGGACACCGGCGCGAACCUCGCGAACCACCUUCUCAUGCAGAACGAUCUCCCCUCUGUGCGAUGGGUCGGUGGCCCUGAGAUCGAGGUGUGCACCCUCUAUUUUCGUUCCUCAUUGCAUCGCAACAAUGGUCGCAUCGUCCCGCGCUUUGAAGACCUUACGGCAGAGAAGCUCGGCAAGGCGGGUAUCGUACGCGAGGUGUCCUUCGGGACCACAAGGGACAAGAUGCUGGUGAUCGAGGAGGGGAGCAACAAGAUGAUCGUGGACGAGGCGAAGCGCGCCCUCCACGACGCGCUCUGCGCGGUCCGGAACAUUGUCGUUGACAACCGUGUAGUGUACGGUGGAGGUGCGGCGGACAUCAGCUGUUCGCUCGCGGUUGCGAAAGCUGCGGAUGAGAUCCCGUCUAUCGAGCAGUAUGCGAUGCGCGCGUUUGCGUCCGCGCUGGAUUCUGUGCCCCUCGCGCUCGCGGAGAACAGCGGUUUGUCGCCGAUAGAAACGCUCGCGGAGGUCAAGAGCCGGCAGGUCAAGGAGGGCAACUCCGUUCUCGGCAUUGACUGCUUGGGACGGGGAGACAUCGACAUGAAGAAGCAGUUUGUCUACGACCCGCUCAUCUCGAAGCGCCAGCAAUAUCUUUUGGCGACACAGUUGGUACGGGCUGUACUCAAAAUAGACGACGUCAUUGUCUCUGGACAAGCAGAGGAGUAGAUCAAGCAAUAAUCUGUAUCAUUAAAUGCAUGCUGUGCAUAAUCCACACAUCGCUCUGUUGCCGGCCGGUACUCACGUUCAUGCCUGUCAUUAGCAUACAGCUUGCUGCAUAAUUGACAUGGUCUGUGUCGCAUACAUGAUGUUUGCGGCCAUGGACCUCACAAGUCUCAGUUCAUUAUAACUUAGUAGAUUGUUUUGUCUCGAGAGGUCCAUUGUCGGUCCAAAGCAGACGUCACAGUAAGGAACAAAAUACAGGAAAUGAGGUAUCAACUUCGUCUUCUGGAUGUGCUACACUGUAUCUG
Molecule: messenger RNA, 1799 nt
Organism: Fomitopsis serialis
Lineage: Eukaryota; Fungi; Basidiomycota; Agaricomycetes; Polyporales; Fomitopsidaceae
Exons: 15
Coding region: 1-1497 (498 amino acids)
Biological process (GO): protein folding
Cellular component (GO): chaperonin-containing T-complex
Molecular function (GO): ATP binding; ATP hydrolysis activity; ATP-dependent protein folding chaperone
Source: RefSeq, a predicted model, not a curated record